Messenger RNA from Trypanosoma cruzi, 2646 nucleotides. RefSeq lists its product as uncharacterized. Gene Ontology annotation, molecular function: protein binding. The record is from RefSeq and is a predicted model, not a curated record. The coding region runs from base 1 to 2646 and encodes 881 amino acids. Lineage: Eukaryota; Euglenozoa; Kinetoplastea; Trypanosomatida; Trypanosomatidae. The transcript has a single exon.
AUGUCUGGGUUGCCGGUGAAUGGUGCCUCUAGCGGCGGUUCCUCAAGGGGUGAGACGACUCAUUUUCGCGUGAAAUUAGGGAACAUCCCUAAUCCUGCUUCCAGCACAACUUUGGACAGGGCCAGCAAGACAGAGAAGGUGCAUUCGUUUCCGUCGUCGUCCUCCUUGAAUUCAAGUGAGACGACAUUGACGGCAGUGGAUUUUUGUACAUGGGCGUCGAUGGCGAAUGCGAUGUCGUGCGCCUACACGUCCAGUGGAUAUCCAACUUUUCUCACCACCAACAGUGUUCGUAGUGAUAUUUAUGGGGCUUUUGUGGAGCUGCGAAUCCCUUCGCUGCACAGUAUGACGUUACCACCGGAGGAGACUCUUGUUGUUGUCCCUCCUACUCCGCAGAGCUGCAAUGACAGGAUGAACGCUUCAUGUGCCUCUGCAUCUACUCUUCCCUGCCGCGUUACCGGCACCGGCGGUCCUUCUCGCCCGUUAGUGUUGGUGGUGUGGAAGCGUGGUUCUCAUCUGUUUAGCACCCACCCAGCGACGGUGGCAGCACUGAGUCCUUCGACGAAGUCGCUCUCCGUGAACAGUCCAAAGACGCCUUCUUACCUUGUCCGUCUCAGAUCAAAUUCAUCUUCCUUUUCGAAAAAUACUCGGUCAUCUCCAAGUGCAAUUGACAACGUGCAGACUUCUUCACGGCUGAAUGAACUUUUUUUUGGGCUUCCACCAACAGUCCCUACAAAAUCAAGUUCUGUCCAAAAAAACGGCGUUGCGGAUGGGUUUGCCCCCAACAUCAAUGAUGUAACCCCCCCGAGAAAUGAGGAUGACGAGGCGGAAACGCAGGCUGGGAAGUCGGUAAAAAGGCCACCGCCUUCUUCUCCACCUCCUGAGGAACCUCCCAUUGAGGGCGUCCCGGUGCAGCUGACGCUGGUGACGGCCGGUAGUUUUAAUCAUCUCACCACUUAUGCGGUCAGGCACCAAGAGGGAAAAGUGCUGGCGGCUGUUCCUGUGCAGACUAUCGUUGCCUCGUCAUCGAUGCGAAGGAUCACUGCCCAUUGCCCUUUUCUUCUUGGUAUGGAUGUGAGUGAGAAUUACGUUGCGCCAGCAUUGCUUACUGAAGGGGAACGGAAUGUAUUGCACAAGGAAGAGCUAAAACAGCCAAAAAAACAAUUUAUGUCAUUCAAGUCUACAAAGUCUUCAGAAAGAGCAAAGGCAGAGGGAUUGGAACUUCGAUUUGAGGAAAUUCAGGUGGAAGGGGUAAUAAAUGACGGUAAAAAUGCGGUGAAUGUCGUAUCGCAGUGCGUGGCGGUAGAGCCGUUUAUACUGAUUGGUAAUCGUAAUGGGGAUUUGCUUCUCUUUAGCAUUUUUGAAGGAAAAAUUCUUCAGCGCCUUAAUUUUUCAGGCGCAGUAAAAGGUGGGACUAGCGGGGAUUCUACAAGUGCGAUCUGCAACCAACUUGUAAGUGCUCCAGUCUCAUGUAUCACAGAAGUGGAGUGCGGUAUUGAAAAACGCCUAGCCCUUGUGGUUGAUUGUGCAAGGCUGUGUCGGGCGCGAGGUGAAAAUAGUUUUACGAUUCCAUACGUAACUACGCGGGGAGGCCCACCUUCCGUGUUUGCCGUGGGGUUUGGGAAUGGGCACGUGCUGAUUGUGUGUGUGACAGUGGAGGGGGCUUGGAUAAGCAAACACUUUUCAUCCUUUGGACAUCGACUCGUGCAAGCGAUAUCGAUGCGGGUGCCACACUUCUUGACGCGGUUAUGGCCGAAUGAUGCCGAGGCAUCUUUUGCCUCACACGAGACACGGCAGAGGAAGGGUUUUUUUCCUGCAAUGACGGUGUGUGUCUCUGCGGAGAGUCUUGUUGUGGAUGGAGAGAGUAGUCUUGCGGCGGUCUCCUGUGACGGGGGAACAAUACGCCUUGUCAAGGCAUCCGAAAUGGAGGUUGAGCUGUGCCACGUGACCGCACUUGAAAAUCACUCUGUCGGUGACUUUUUGGCUGUGCAAUGGGUUCCCAGUCACGCCGACGCCACUCUCUAUCCGGACCUUCUUGUGGUCACAAACGAGGAUGAUUCCAUCACGGUGUGCCAGGUGGCAUACCUUAGCGACGGGAGGAAAAACGGUGAUUGCACCGUUGUCAGGGAUCAGAAUACGUCCUUAGCGGAGGACUCGGAAUUACUUUUUUCUCCCCCUUCCGUGUCGUACCCCGCAUACCCUCAGGCUGUAAGGGAGGGAUUCGUACGUGUGACGCGACGACUUUUUCAUCGCUCGUGGGUAGGCGACCUUUGCGCUCUACCAAUUCCUUCUAGAGGUCAUUUAUUGGUUGCCACAUCAUACGAUAGUCGAAGUUCCUUUUGGCCUCUCUUCUUUUCAGAUGCAUCCCUUUCUGUAGAUGCCCGUAAUAACCCCCUAGAGACUUGUUCACUUGAAUCAUUUCUUCAGGAAUGCUUUUCUGGGUGCCUUAUCCACGACAAAAAUGCUGCGUCUUUCGCAUCGCAGUGGGCAGACAACGUCAUCCCAGUCGAACCAGUUUUUGCUGUGGCGCUGCACGCGGACCCAACAGUUCGCUGUGCUGCUUGUGGGGCCGGGAGGAGUUACUUUUUUGUUUCUUUGUGCCUCCGUGGACGAGUGAAGUUCUGGGAGGUGAGACCCGUUGUGGAUUAA